GGGAGGUUAUAAGCUCUAGUCCCAGCCCACUUGCACUUGUUGCUGAAUAGAUGCGGGUCUGCUGCAUUGUGCAUUGCUACGGGAGACCCUGAAGUAUCCGCUACGGGAGACCCUGAAGUAUCCGCGGCCUGCUCGCCAUGGGGAGAAGGCUGCUGCCGUGUGUCUGUCUGCUCCUCUUCGGCUUCUCCGAAGAGACGUCAGGCUUAAAGAUUCAGAACAAGCUGCUGCUCAAAUGUCUGCAGGUGCAGCGCGGGAGUUUAGGAGGCCGAGUGUCUCUGGGGGAGUGCAGCCCACACUCAUCCUUACAGGAAUGGCGUUGGCUCCCGGAGAGCCAGGCCCUCGGCAACCAGCACACCGGGGAGUGUCUGACGGCCCCGGGGGAGCAGUACGAAGGCGUCCACCUGCAGCCCUGCGUCGGCCGGGCCGAAGGGGACAACGCUGGCGCCCGGGUGGCAGCGGAGGAUACGGGCCGCCAGUCGUGGUUCUGUUCCAAGAAAGGCCAGCUCACUUUGGUGGGGAGGGGGCUGCACCUGAGUGCAACACAAGAAUCCACUCUGGUCUUCCUUUCGAGGCAACAUAAGCAGCCUGGCAGCAGGUGGCGGACACUUGACAACCAGACACUGUGCGAUGGGAGAGACAGCCAACACCAACCUCACCACAACCUGGGGAAAUCCUUGGAACCCGGGAGAUUUCCAAAUGCCGUCUCUGAUAUAAAGGCACCAUUUGAAGGUAUGAUGGCAGUCACAGAAACAUUCCCCGUGGUGGAUGUGCCUCUUUCGUCCCCGAGCACCAAGUCCCCUGCCGAUCCCACCAUGGUUUUCUACACCAUGGACUACGGAAUGGGCUGGAAGAUAACCAUGCUGGUACUCAGCUCUUUGGCUCUGGUCCUCGGGACGGUGAUUCUUAUCCUCAAUGUUUACUCCAACAGAAGCAAGAAGGUGGUGUGUAUUUUGAAGUCCUACACCCCGAGGCCUGAGAUGAGUGUUCCCGGGUCCCCGGUGCCCAGUGAAAGAGCCCCGCUGACCCAGCAUGCCAUGCGCCUCCCGCACUCCUCCCCCACUUCACAACGGGGGAAGAUCCUGAUCGAGUGGAAGGACGGCAGUGUCACGCCACUAUACGAGGGCUGAAGGCGGUCCGUUCAGGCGUUUCUGGACACGGCGUGGCUUCUUGUGCAAUAUGUCCAAGUGUGUGUGUUGUCUAUCUGAGGGGGGUAAAAAACCCAAAAAGAAGCAAAAUAAGAUCACUUUUUUCUGUUGUAUGUUUUUAGACGGUUGGGGGCAAGUCUUAUCUUUUGGGAUUUGAGAUUAAAGGUAUUUCUUGUUUCUUUUUGGUGAAAGGACGGUGAAUGAAUGUUAAAUCAUUCAGACAUCCUUUGUAGGUUUACUUUAAGUAAGUCAAGGGCUUAGCUAAGUAACUCAUAGGGCUUUAGUUCGAUAAAUACUUCGGAAGCUAAUUUUCUUUUUCUUACCUACGCCUGUGGGACACUGUUGAGCUGUGGGAUGAGCGCAGGUGUCCCUUUAUAUAUUUCCUUGAUUUUGUUUGACUUAACACGCCUAACGACGUAUUUAAAACACACCUCUGCUGCUGAGACUCACACCCUUAAUACUAGGAAAAUAAAACGACAGUUGUUUUGCAAAUUUGAGGUGGUGUGUUGCGAGAAACACAGUUAGUUGGAAGUUGUUAAAAUGUUUUGAGAGAAAAUCGUAACCUGGUGUACAUAGGAAAUGUCAAUAGUCUGACACUGUAUAAUUUCGUACUGCACUUACUGACACUACAUAAACAUGUAUGACAUUAAAUUGUGAAAAGAGGCCGUGCUCAUCACAUUGAUUUGAGCUUGACACCUUAUUCUCAACCUUUGAAAACAGCAGAUGACGAAACAAUCUCCACUCAAGGUCCACAUGAGCGUUUGACUUCGGCACACAUUCUUCACCUCCAGAGGAAGUUUGCUCAGUUGACGUGGACCUGUAGAUGUUUAAACUUUCCAUUCUUAUGAGCGCUUAUGGGAUCUCUUAUCUUUUAAAGUUCACUGUGAAGACAAUGUAGUUGAAAGCUGCAGAGCCAGCUUUUGUUUUGUCAACUAUCAUUGACCUUUUUCUGUUUGUCUGUCAACCUGGUAGACCACUAAUUUGUGUUAAAUGUGUUGGUUUUUUAAAGUAUUUUAUGUUGGGGAAACAGCUAAUAAAAUGAGAUAUAUAAACAGUAUACAA
This is a messenger RNA of Pseudoliparis swirei, 2207 nucleotides long. RefSeq lists its product as uncharacterized. Lineage: Eukaryota; Metazoa; Chordata; Actinopteri; Perciformes; Liparidae. Bases 138 to 1127 code for a protein of 329 amino acids. The record is from RefSeq and is a predicted model, not a curated record. The transcript has 6 exons.